GAUAUCCGUGAGGAAGGGACGCUGCCGUUUCGUGUGUGGUAAAACCGUGUCGUGUAGCAGCGAUUGAACAAAAUCGUUGUUUAACAAAACAGAAACAACACAGCAAAAUGGCUCGAACGAUGGGCUGCCAUCAGCUGGUCCGGUGCCUCCUCGUACUUUUUACUCUCUUCAAUUUGUCAUUUUGCCUUUACGAAGAUCAAGUUGGCAAAUUCGACUGGAAACAAAGCUAUGUAGGAAAAAUUAAGUUUGCUACUUUUGAUACUGCCACAAAUCCUAAGAAGAUAAUUGUGGCUACAGAAGAAAAUGUCAUAGCAGCUUUGAAUAUAAAUUCAGGACAACUGUUAUGGAGAAGAGUAUUAGAAAAAGGAUAUGCUGGUCAUAUCCGUGCCUUUGGCCAUGCAAACGACAAAGAACUUGUCACUGUAAAUGGUGGAGUACCAGCUAUCGUUCGAUAUUGGAAUGUGGCCACUGGUCAUAUCCUAAAUGAAUGGUCCUUAGCUGAGCAGAAUCCAGAUAAAAUAGAAGAUAUUCAAUGGUACAUAAAAGAUGGUACUUUGCAUCACGUUUUGCCAGUAUACAAUAGUGGAAUUGAGAUAUCAUCCUACGAUUGCAAAACUGGAGAAAAAUUGAAGUCUAGAAAAAUUUCGGCGCCAUUUAUAUCGCCCGAGACUGAAUGUGUCUUAGCUGCACCAAAUUACGUUUGCCUCAGUGGUGACAGUAACUUAGCUAUUCUUUUUUAUGUAAACAUAUUUGAAUUAAAAUCGGAACCUCAAUCUAUAACUAUAAACACAAUUUUUGGUGCUGGCACUCAAGGGCCGUACCAAAUUUCGCUCGUUCCUGGAAACACGGCUGCCAUACUGAUAAGUGCUGAAAAUAAUCGAAGAAAACGUCUAGUACAAUUGGAAAAAGAACCGAUUUUGAUUCCUCGUGAUAUAAAUGGUGACAAUUCCGUUUACAUUGCCACAAUUGAUAAUAAUAAAGUAGUAUUAGAAACUUCAUAUAAAAAUGAUGUCACAACAAUAACAACAACAGAACUUUCGACUUCGACCGAUCCUAAUACGGAAAAAGUAGCAUACGUAGCAAAUAAUGUAAUUUACAAACCUUCGAUCGCUGCAAUUCACUGCCAACCUCAAUCCCUCAAGGGUAAAUUGUGCAAGUAUUUACUUACUAACGAAGACGACAGCGUGAGCUUACUGCAACAAAAAGUCAUGUGGACUCGCGAAGAGGCACUGGCCAACAUAGUUGCCGUUGAAUUCGUCGAAUUACCGAUGUCUGAACGCGAGCAAGCCAUCGAAACUGAAUUCGAUCGAAAAGAACGGAACGUAGCUAGUAUGCUUUUGCGCCGUCUGACCUCUCAAGCGAAUCAAAUUCGCGCUUAUUUCCAAGCAACUUUGGGCCUCGAACCGAAGCAAUCGGAUCGUCGUGCCGAUUUGGUUAGGGAUAAAUUUGGAUUACACAAGAUGAUCGUUGUUGCGACCAAAGCUGGAAAGCUCUUUGGAAUCGAAUCACGCCGAGGAGAAGUAAUCUGGCAGCAAAGAGUACCAAACUUGCGUGUACUGUCAGAAGAUCCCGACCAAAUGAUUUUGUACUUACAACGAGGCAGUCGUCACUAUCCUCAUCCACCUCAGUGCGCUCUUCUAGCCGCGGAUCAGAGAACCGGCAACGGAGUGAUAUUUACUUUCAAUCCAAUGAACGGACAACCGUUGAGCGGUGGUCUUCAGCACUUGGAUCAUCGUAUCAAACAAUCGAUGCUUCUCCAGGACUCCAUCGAUGGUUUUCUUCGUGGCUUCAUUGUCCUAGACGAAAAAGAUCAAGUCCACGUUUAUCCCAAGACAGCUGCGACCGUCGUAGCUUCUCAAGCUGGCCGCACGUUCAUCUUUACCGUGGACAAAACUACCGGAGUGCUCGCCGGUCACUCGUUGGCUUACAGCAACGAGAAGAAAUUUGCAGCUCACAAAGUUUGGGAAAUGGUAUUGCCACCGAAAACACAGAAAAUAAUACACGUCGCCGGCAAAAAAUCGUACGAGCGAGUACACUCGCAAGGUCGAGUGCUGAGCGAUCGAUCCGUACUCUACAAGUAUGUCAAUCCGAAUCUCGUCGUCGUCGUGACUCAAGGCGUCGAAGGUUCUCAAAAAAAUACGUUGAAUUUAUAUUUAUUGGACGUGGUCUCGGGUUUGAUGAUAUUUUCUCUGAGCCACAAACGUACCAAGGGCCCGGUACACAUUGUACAUUCCGAAAAUUGGGUCGUCUACAGUUACUUCAACGAGAAGAGCCGCAGAACAGAACUGGCUGCUCUUGAACUUUACGAGGGAAAGAUGCAAAGCAACGACACAGCUUUCUCAUCGCUGAACAAUUACAAGUUACCGAUAGUCGAAAGACAAGCCUACAUUUUCCCUGCUUCGAUAGAAUCUUUGCAGGAAACCAUCACGGAAAAAGGCAUAACUAGCAAACAUAUCUUAGUCGCUUUGGCCAAUGGCGGAGUCUUAGAGUUACCAUGGAUGCUGGUGGAUCCUCGAAGGCCAUUGAAUCCAGAUUAUCGCGAAGAAAAUGUCAUUCCUUAUAUGCCCGAACUGCCAAUUCAAAUGGAUAGAUUUAUUAAUUACAAUCAAAGUGUUUACCGAGUAGCGGGCAUUAAUACAAGUCCUAGUGGCCUUGAAAGUACCUGUCUUGUAUUUGUGCAUGGUCUUGAUCUUUUCUACUCGCGUGUUGCUCCUUCGAAAACGUUUGAUGUGCUUAAAGAAGACUUUGAUUAUUACCUCAUUGUGAUAGUCCUCGUAGCAUUAUUGUGUGCUUCUUACGGGACAAAAAAAUUAGCGUCACAAAAAGUUCAAAAACAAGCAUGGAAAUGAUGUUCUGGCGUUCAGACUUGCAAUCUCCUGAACUUUUGUUAACUUUUCAACCACCGUUUCACCAAUUUAAUAAUUAUAUAUGGCCAUACUAUUUACUAUGACAUUACUGAUUGUAAACUUCAACAAUUUCACACAUACACGUAGCUUUUUUGCUAAAUCCAAAGAACCUUGAAUACAAUCAUGUAGAGAGUGAUCGGAAUUAAUGACUCGCGCAUCCACGUGUAAAAUUAUUAAGAAAAUCAUGAAUGCUUGUUAAUUCUAAUCAAGUAAAAUGUGUGAUAUAAGUAGAAUUCUUUGGACAUACGUGAAGUGGUAGGUGGUAUAAGGUUUUAGGAAUUGAUAUUUAUAAUUAUUUGUUCAAUAAUAAAUAGUAAAAUUGAAGGAAAAUGUCAUUGUAGAAUAUUGAUCUGUAAUUUUGAACAUGUUACAAAUCAAUAUUAAAAUGAAUUGAACUGUCUUGUCAUGAGCAGUCAAUAUUAUUACGAAAUCUAAAAAUUAAAUGAAUUUAAACGUAGCUUGAAAUUUUCUUUACAAACUCGUAUGAUACUGAACGUUCGUUUAAUGGUUGUUAAUUACUGUUUGCUGCUAGUAUUUUAGUUUAACUUGUUACACAAAUGCAUUUAAGAUUAUUUUAAAACGAGUUCAAGAAUGAUUAUUGUGUAAAAAUUACACUUUGAAUUGAAAAUUAAAUCCAAUCAUUUUUAUUACGGGAUUGCUAUUGAAGUGACCCCACUAUUCAAAAAGCAGUCAAAUGACAUAUUUAUAUUAAAAAUCCGUUAGAUUGAGACAACUAAUUUUAAUUAGGAAAUAGAUUUUAUUGUACAAAUCAAUUUCUAAUAAUCAGCAAUGAUGAAAUCAUUUGUAUUGUUGAGCUAGUCUGUAAUUUUAGUACGAUGAUGACUCUACAAUGAAUGAAAUCAACUGUGCAUAUGAUAAUACGAAAGACUUGACAAAAUCAACCAAUGGACUCAAAUUUUUUCUUUUGUACAUACUACUAAAUCUUCAAAAUGCACAAUUUACGGUUUUAAAAAUAAUUAACUGCUUUAAGUUGAUAAGUUGUAUGGAAUAUUAUAUUUAUCAUCGUUAAAAAAAUAUAUAGCUUUGAAAAAAUCCUCAAA
Trichogramma pretiosum is the source of this 3967-nucleotide messenger RNA. It is a transcript of the gene EMC1, whose product is annotated as ER membrane protein complex subunit 1. Gene Ontology annotation, molecular function: protein binding. Gene Ontology annotation, biological process: protein folding in endoplasmic reticulum. NCBI's taxonomy places the organism in Eukaryota, Metazoa, Arthropoda, Insecta, Hymenoptera, Trichogrammatidae. The transcript has 12 exons. The coding region runs from base 108 to 2849 and encodes 913 amino acids. Gene Ontology annotation, cellular component: EMC complex. The record is from RefSeq and is a predicted model, not a curated record.